Arxiozyma heterogenica is the source of this 831-nucleotide messenger RNA. It is a transcript of the gene PXR1, whose product is annotated as telomerase inhibitor. The transcript has a single exon. Gene Ontology annotation, cellular component: nucleolus. Lineage: Eukaryota; Fungi; Ascomycota; Saccharomycetes; Saccharomycetales; Saccharomycetaceae. The coding region runs from base 1 to 831 and encodes 276 amino acids. Gene Ontology annotation, molecular function: nucleic acid binding. The record is from RefSeq and is a predicted model, not a curated record.
AUGGGUUUGGCUGCCACAAGGACAAAACAAAGGUUUGGAUUAGAUCCAAGAAAUACAGCAUGGAGUAAUGAUACCUCAAGGUUUGGUCAUCAACAAUUAGAAAAAUUCGGCUGGAAGCCAGGGAUGGGUCUUGGUAUGAGACCCCAUCAUUCUCAUACGUCUCAUAUUAAAGUCCAUAUUAAAGAUGAUAAUCUGGGACUUGGUGCAAAAAUUAAACGACAACAAAGGAAAGAUGAAUUCGAUAAUGGUGAGUGUGCUGGAUUAGAUGUUUUCCAAAGAAUUUUAGGUAGAUUGAACGGCAAAGAAGAGGAAAUUAGCAAUGAAUUGGAAAUUCAAAGGAAAGAAAAAAUACUUAAUGGGAAGUGGGGGAUACAUUUCGUUAAAGGUGAAGUUCUUUCUAGUACAUGGGAUCCAAAGACAAGGAAAUUGAAGAGUUAUGCUAAUAUGGAAAAGAAAAGAGAUAGAAGUAGUGACGAUGAUGAUGAAAGUGAGAGUGAGAGUGAGAGUGAACCUAAGAAGAAAAAAGUAAAGAGAUCAAAGAAGGAGAAACAUAGUAAAGAUAAGAAAAAAGAAAAGAAAGAGAAGAAAAGUAAAAAAGAUAGGAAGGAAAAGAAGGAAAAGGAUACGAAAGAUAAGAAAGACAAGAAGGAUAAGAAGGACAAGAAGGACAAGAAGAAGGCAAUUAGGUUGGAAUCUACUGAAACUGCAUCUAAUGUUCCUCAUGCUGUUACGACAAGGUUAUCUGUGCGUUCUAAAUGGAUUAGACAAAAAAGGGCAGCUACAAUGGAUUCUAAAGCUUUAAAUGAGAUAUUCAUGGUGACGGAUAAUUAA